AUGGAGGGUUCAAAUGACAAUGAGAGUGAAUGUUUAGUACCUAUAGGGGUUCCUAAUGGGAGUCAACUAUUUGUACCUAAAUAUUUCAGAUUCAAGCCGAAGGAUGAUGAACUAAUUUCAGACUUUCUCCUUCGCAAAUCUAAGUCAUUGCCAUUGGAUGUAGAUGUGAUUGCUGAAGUUGAUAUAUACAAGUUCAAUCCAUGGGAACUUCCAAAAAUGACUCUUUAUGGUGAAAAAGAUUGGUACUUCUUCACCCGUAGGAAAGGAAAGCAGCCUAACAUGGUUAGGCGAAACCGUUUAGCCGGAAUAGGUUUUUGGAAGGCAACCGGACCCAAAAAGAAAAUUGGUCAUUCUAAGGUCCAAGGCAUAAAAAAGUCAUUGGCUUUUUUUACGGGAAAAGUUCCUAAUGCAACCAGAACCAACUGGUUGAUGCACGAGUACUCCCUUCUCGAUGUAGAUCGUGGUUCUACCGCGAAGGGUAGAAAGACUUCUAGGGUCAAUGAAUGGGUGAUUGUUCGUGUCUACCAAAGAAAUGACAAAAAAGUGACCCCCAUGUUUACGUUUGAAUCCCCCAAUCUUGGAUUGGUGGAUUCCGAAAUAGCCUUUGGUUCUCCUAUCCAACUGAUGGUUGAUGAAAUUGUACCUGAUAAUUUGGUUAAUGAAGUUGAUGUCGUUCCCGCAGUACUAGAAAACAUGAAUGAAUCGUUGGCGCUGCCCUUGGAACCUGGGUUGGUGGAUUCGGAAAUAGGCUUUGAUUUUCCUAUCGAAUCUGUAAUGGAAGAAAUUAUACCCUACGAUUUUGUUAGUGAUUUAUUUAAUUCGUUCCCCUUAAUGCCGGAAAACUUUGUAGAAUUUGUGUAUGCACCUUAA
Molecule: messenger RNA, 870 nt
Organism: Impatiens glandulifera
Lineage: Eukaryota; Viridiplantae; Streptophyta; Magnoliopsida; Ericales; Balsaminaceae
Product: NAC transcription factor 32-like
Exons: 3
Coding region: 1-870 (289 amino acids)
Biological process (GO): regulation of DNA-templated transcription
Molecular function (GO): DNA binding
Source: RefSeq, a predicted model, not a curated record